Chara braunii is the source of this 1095-nucleotide messenger RNA. NCBI's taxonomy places the organism in Eukaryota, Viridiplantae, Streptophyta, Charophyceae, Charales, Characeae. The record is from the annotation of a GenBank genome assembly.
GUGGUCCGUAGAGAGUCAGUCAGUCAGUUGAGUGGGUAGGUCUAAGUGGUGAGGAGUAGGACAGUUUUGUCGUGCACCUGGACACCAUGGACGACUACCCGAUGUACGGCUUGCUCAUGGGGUUCUCCCUCUGGGGGACCCUCUGGCGUCUUCUCUUUCCACUGGGAUUCUGGCACACGAUUGCGUGUAGAGUAGAGACGAGGAGUGGUGUGGGCACCACUCCUUACACCCAGGCGCAGGAGGAGGAGGCAGCGAAAAUUCUGGCUGAGCAGAAGGCCAGGAAGGAGGAGAAGGAGUUGGUCAAGCAGGCUACGAAGAUUGCCCUGCAGCAGGAGCAAGCCGCCAAAAUGAAUAAGUUACAGGAAGAGAUGGAGAGAGUGAAGAAGGAGGAGGAAGAAAAGAUGAAGGUUGUGGACACAGAAGAGGUGGAGGAAGAGAAGGAGAAGCAGGCAGAAGCAGAAGAGAUUCCCCCGAUAAGAAGGUCAGUGAGAGAAAAGGGGGAAUCUAGUGGCACGAAGGGGGACCCAUGGAUAGAGAAGAAGGUGACUGAGUGGGUUGCCAACUUGUCACUGGGGGAAACUGAGGAGGCGAUGCUAUACGUUCCCCUAGACGAACAAGAGACGGUGAUAAAGAAGAUAGAGGCCGAAGCAGAUCCUCUUAAAAGUCAGAUGAUAGUGGAGGAGAAGAAGUUGGAAUGGAGAUUACGUCUGAUUAGGGAGAACAAGAGGAGGAUGGAGGAAGCUGAGAAGGUGGCGAGAGAAUUAGAAGAAGUCAAAUAACAGAGAGCUCAGCUAGAAGCGCAGGCAGAUAUACAGGGGAAGAUGGAUGUAAUGGCUAGGAAUAUAGAACGCCUGGCAAAGGCCGUUGACGAGCAACAGUUCUUUGCCAGAAGCCAGGACAUCACGUUGCGAUCGAUCCGUCUAGGCUUUCGAGAGUUCGCAAGGGACAUGAUGGUCCAUGUAGCCACGGAGAUGAAAGCUAGACUAGAAAACACAGAGCGGUUAUGCACUGGCGCCAUUGAAGGUGCCAAGUUAGCUGCGCCUAAGGAGGAAGAACGGCGUCCCCGUAGAGAGCCAGUAAAGGUGAAGUUCCCUG